Sceloporus undulatus (fence lizard) is the source of this 5728-nucleotide messenger RNA. RefSeq names its product ATCAY kinesin light chain interacting caytaxin (gene ATCAY). Gene Ontology annotation, biological process: apoptotic process. Gene Ontology annotation, cellular component: cytoplasm. The record is from RefSeq and is a predicted model, not a curated record. Bases 548 to 1630 code for a protein of 360 amino acids. NCBI's taxonomy places the organism in Eukaryota, Metazoa, Chordata, Lepidosauria, Squamata, Phrynosomatidae. The transcript has 13 exons.
UGGUGCACUAAGAGCAUCUCUCUCAUUGCAGGCGCACAGCUCUGAAUGCCUCCCACCCUCGCAUCACGUUGUUCCCCCUCCUUCCCUACCGGCCACCUCCCUUUUCCCCCCUGGCACACAAAAGAGGAGCAAUUAAAUAGCUUUUAAGUGGAUUUACGCUUUGGUGGGCUUGCGCAUGAGAGAGGUGAAGCAAAGCAGAAAUAUUGGGAAGAAAAAUAUUUUUCAGAGGCGACACUGGAAGCACGGUGAUGCACUGCUGAGGAUCACCAGACGCCAAUCCAUCCAAGACGUGGAAGGUGUGUGGUUGUGUGUCUGGAGAGGUUGUCAAAUGGAGGCCAGGUUGCACGCAGCAUCCGCCAGACCCCAGCUUUGACAGAUUAAGGAAUCCGGCGGCGCCAGAUUAAGGAAUCCAGGAUGGAAAUUAAGCCAGACUGCACUGCCGGUAUUUAGUUGACAUCCAUCCAAGGGAGAGCCACAGAUGUGACCAAGCUCAAUGACAACUUGAGCUUUCCUGGGCUGAGCCAAUCUGUUCUUUACACGCGGCGCAAUGGGGACAACUGAAGCCACGCUACGGAUGGAAAACGUGGACGUGAAGGAAGAGUGGCAGGAUGAAGACUUUCCCAGGCCCCUUCCUGAAGAAGCAGGAAUGGACUCCUUAGGCAGCCCAAAUGAGACCACAUUGUCCCCUCCAAACACGUUAAAUUUUAGUAAUGGGGCGCAUCACAAGCGGAAGACGCUGGUCGCCCCAGAAAUCAACAUCUCUUUGGAUCAGAGCGAAGGUUCGCUCUUGUCAGACGACUUUCUUGACACGCCUGAUGACCUGGACAUCAACGUGGACGAUAUCGAGACUCCAGAUGAAACCGACUCCCUUGAGUUCCUUGGGAACGGGAACGAACUGGAAUGGGAGGAUGAUACUCCUGUGGCCACUGCCAAAAACAUGCCUGGAGACAGUGCGGACUUAUUUGGGGAUGGAGCCGCAGACGGCGGCAGCACCACCAAUGGACGCUUGUGGCGGACGGUCAUCAUAGGCGAGCAGGAGCACCGCAUCGACCUGCAGAUGAUCAAGCCCUACAUGAAAGUGGUGACCCACGGAGGCUACUAUGGCGAAGGCCUCAACGCCAUCAUUGUCUUUGCUGCUUGCUACUUGCCUGACAGCAGCCUCCCCGACUACCAUUACAUCAUGGAGAAUCUCUUCCUGUAUGUGAUCAGUAGCUUGGAGCUGUUAGUAGCCGAAGACUACAUGAUUGUGUAUUUGAACGGUGCCACCCCACGACGGAGGAUGCCGGGCAUCGGCUGGUUGAAAAAGUGCUACCAGAUGAUAGACCGGAGAUUACGGAAAAACUUGAAAGCCCUGAUCAUUGUCCAUCCAUCCUGGUUCAUCCGGACAGUCCUGGCGAUAUCAAGGCCAUUCAUCAGUGUGAAAUUCAUCAAUAAAAUCCAGUACGUUCACACCUUGGAGGAACUCGCCCAUAAUAUCCCCAUGGAGCACGUCCAGAUUCCAGAGUGCAUCCUACAGUUCGAAGAGGAGCGGAACAGAGCAAGGAAAGAAAGGGCAGAAGAGAAACAGGAGGGGGCUGAGAAAGAGAGGCCUGCGCUGCCAGCAGAGGAGCAUGAAACAAGCAUGUCAUGAAGAAAGACCCAGAGAUGGAUUCGUGGACCUAAAGAACGUUGUGGCCUCAUGCAUCACCACUCACCGUCAAAGCCCUUCCUGGUGUGUUAAGACCUCCUGUGACCAUCUCAUCCUCAGCCCCCAACCAAACAAGGAACUGCGUCUACUUCCAAAGUCAACACAAAGACAUCGCGCAAAGGAUCCAGCAAACCAUUUCCAGGAGCUUCAGAUUCUCGGCUCUCUAUCACAGAGUUUGUGAUGCAAACCAUGUUGACAAAGAGACAGUGCGAGGGAACAUUGACGGCACCCAACUCACAAACAGAAAUCUACUUUUUCUACUCUUCUUUCUGCAGGGCAACACAGCGACAUGGGAUUGCAAAGCUCAGAUCCAUUCUUCAUUUCUUGCCACAGAGAUUUUUGCUUUGUGCAUUUACUGGGUGACAGAUAAUUGCCGAAACAAAGCUUCCCUUUUCAGAUGAGGUUUGGAUUGGGGCUUUCCCAAAUAAGAUGGAGCAUCUCCCUCAUUAUUUCUUCAACUAUAUUCUUGGCAAUCUUUUUAUCAUGGAGAUUGUACUGAAGGAUGGCAGGGCAAAUGUUAUGAAGGAGAGUUAGCUUUCCUAAUGAUGGGUUCUCUCUCCACCUUCUGGCUGCCCAAAUUUCAAGAAGGACCCCAACACAAAGCCCUUUUACUCAACCAUCUGUGAGCAGAUACAAAUAUCUUCCCGGAAGGAGGAACGUUCCUGUGGCCUCGUGGUUCUUCAUGACCCUGGACAAUCAUCUGCUAUAUUUAUACCUCCAAACGUACAACUCAAGCUGCUAACACUUGAAAACUGCCCAUAUCUCUUACAGCAAGGAAAAAAGAAAAGGGAGCUUUAUGCAAAUGCAAGAAUGCAAAGUUAGAAAGUAUACAUAUUUAUAAUAGCAAGAUGAGGAAUAGAAUGUGCUUUUCUUUAAUAAUAAUAAUAAUAAUAAUAAUAAUUAACCUUCUGCUCUUUUCCCAAAGAGCUCAGCCCAAGAAACAUAUCGGUUAUCACAAUUUUCCCUCCAAACGGAGACCUUGUUAUUUUAAGGUUGGAAGAGAGAGACGUUUGGGUUUAAGAUACUUCAGUCAUAAGCAUCUUAAUGGAUUUGACUCCAUGCUUUCCAGGAUUUCACUCCAUCCCUUCUACCCCACUGACUUUGCAGGCACAGAAGACACCAACCGAGUCACGCAAAACCAUGUUCAAAUUGGGGUCUGGAAGCUGACUUUGCAUUCAGGCACCCCUUCCAAGAGUAAGCAGGGCAAUGAAACGUGACCAGACCAUUCUCAUCCAUCCCAACCCUAUUAAUUUCAACAUUUCAUGUGCAGAAUUUCACGAGAGGGCGCUGCUGCCCAAAUUACAUUAGCAGCUGGGAUUUCCUUGUGUCUCGAUGCCAGCAAUGCAACAGGAGGUGGCUGCAGAAGACUGGAGGGAACACGCAACAGUUGGCUUACUCAUUCAUCCCCUCUGAAAUGUUACAACCGUCGUCUGGUAUGUCUCCUAAAUACCCUCAAGGCACCAGAUCCUGUCCGAUUUUGGAAGCUAAGCAGGGUCAGUCCUGGUUAGUCCUUGGAUGGGAGACUGCCAGAGAAUACCAGGUGCCAUAGGCUAUAUUUCAGAGGAAGGAGCUGGCAAAAGUACCUCUGAGGGUUCCUUAUCUAAUAAAACCCUAUGGAUUGAAUGGGGUCAUUAUAAGUCAAGAGGAGACUUGAAGGGACAAACACAUCUUCCGCGAUGGGUUUAGGGAUUGUCCACAGGCAAAGAAGAGCCAGCACAGUGUAAUGAUCUGAGUGUUGGACUAGGACUAGGACUCUGACAGACUAGGGUUCGAAGUCAUAUUCUCUCAGCCUCGAAGGAAGGCAAGGGCAAACCUACUCAGAAUAAUAAAUCUUGCCAAGAAAACCCUACGCAGAAGGCCACCAACUUAUACGCAAUGGCAACAACUUGUAAGGAAGCUACAAACAGUUGAAUUAAUUCAUUAAAAUUGCUUUGUGGGGCCGUUAUGAUCCCAGUGUACCAACAACAUUCGUAUCUCCCCACAUCUCUGGUGGGUCCUUCAAGUCCUAGCCUUGUACCCACAUACCAGCGAUGGGAGCAGAAUCCCAUGGGGUAAAAGGCAGACAAGACUUUUGGAUUAUUGGACAGACUUUCCCUUGAUCUGCAAGAACACAGAGUUCCUCCAGUUAACAUCAGAUGCAAAAGAAUGUGGAUAUAGGAUUGCAGGAUAUGGUAACCCUCUGAGGAAACACAGGGCUAACCCAGGACUUUGCUUCCAUUACAAAACUCAAAAUCACACCAUGAUCUGCUCCUGUUUCGUCACCCGCCACCUUCCUUUCUUGAGUUCACCCUCCUAAAUUAAGCUUGAAUGUUUGUUUGUUUUGCUGGCUCUGUUGUUCAAUCUCUGGGGCCUGAAGGCACUUGUUGAUCUGCUAUACAUGACCCAGAAAUCCUUGUGCCACAAGACGAUGACCUAACCUUGAGAGGCAAGGAUUCAACAUUGCUACUAAACUUCUUGAAAAUGUACAGCUCAUAAUUGAAUGCUCCUCUCUCCCUUUUCCUCUCUCUUUCAUGCAUAUGUAGAAAUAUCAAAGAAGUUGCUUUUUGGGGUGAGGAACAUUUGGAAAACUUAAGAGGCCAUCUGAAGCAGUUCCCAGAUGGCUUCAAUAAUAGGACCAUUGAGCCCAAUAGGGGAUAAUCUGACCAGCACCAGAUUUAGGGGUUGUUGGGCAGAUGUGGGAUGGGGGGCUUUUCUUGGGUCUGCUGGUCAAGAUCCAUGGAAGAGGGAAAGCUGGACAUUUGGACAUGGUGCAUUGGAGGCAUGUGCUGUGCCGCACAACUAGGAGAACCCGCAACAUAUCCUCAGGAGUGAUAACUGGCGGAUCCAUAAUAUUGGAAGGAUUGGUGCUUUGCACGUUUUCUUCCAAGAAUGAUAGGGUUUACAGAUUGUGGUUUUCUUGUAUAUAGGAGAACAUAAUUCAUCAUAACCUGAGUUUCUCUUUGCUCUCUUCUCUGUGGACAUGACUCAUUUUGUUGUUACAAGAGGGACCAGAGGUGCAUAUUAGGAAUUAACUGGCUAAAGGGAAACUGUGGCGUAGUCAUUGGACUAUGGCUCCCAUCAUCCCAGACCGUUGGCAAUGCUAGCUGGGAUUUCUGGGAACUAGCCUUCAACAAUGCCUAGAGGGCUAUUAAUCCUGGAUUAAAGACUGGGAAAGUAUGUAUCCUGUCCUGCAUGUGAUGAGAAAGAAUUGGAAACGGGACCCUUUCGCACCAUAUAACCAUAGUACAAUGAUUCCAUUUAUAUGGAAUCCAGGGAUUUGGAAUUUAGAGAGAGGUGUUGAGUAUUCUCAGCCAGAGAGCUCUAGCGCCUUCCCAAACUACAAACCCCAGGAUUGCAGGGGAUGCAGCCAACGGCUCUUGAAGUGGGAUCAUAGGACUAGAACGGUAUCAUGCAAAUGGGUCCUUGUAGUACUACAUUCUUGUAACCAUUCUUUUUGUGUUAAUUAAUGCGUCCUACUCCCCUAAGAGGGCAAAAACCAAUCUUGCCACAGUUGGCAUUUAUUCAAGGCAUGAGAGUCUAACUUGUUCAGUUCAGUCCCGACGGCUGCUCUCCUGUAAAAAUAGAAAAUUCUGUCCCCAUUUGAAGCAUAUCGUACAAUUCCACCAUUCCCAUAUCGAUGCUCCUUCCUCUUGCCUGAGAGACUUUUGCUUCCGGAUGUAGUAUAUAUGCCAGAGAAGGGAUUUUCGAAAGCCCCUGUGUUCUACAUGGACAAAUGUACAUAUAUGUGCUUUUUCUUUUUUCUUUUUGUAUAAUAUAGCAUGCCGCUCUCUCUCCAAGUGAAUUCUCCCAUCACCAGACGAAGGCACAAGAACCACUCCUGCGCACCCACUUUCCCUGUGUUAAAGCGGAGCCCUUCUGACCAAAACAUAACUUGUAAAAUGGUGGGAGACCGUAAUUCUUCGGCAACCGCCCUGUGUUUGUAUUUUAGAUGGUUUAACUCUAGGAAGAUACUUGUUAACUGUAUAUGAUGAUCAUCCUUUUUCUUGCUUUGUUUGAAGCCAAGAAACUCUGUGGAUAUUUAAUUAAAAAUACUGAACCUUC